Chelonus insularis is the source of this 1436-nucleotide messenger RNA. RefSeq lists its product as uncharacterized. The record is from RefSeq and is a predicted model, not a curated record. The transcript is spliced from 2 exons. NCBI's taxonomy places the organism in Eukaryota, Metazoa, Arthropoda, Insecta, Hymenoptera, Braconidae. Bases 377 to 649 code for a protein of 90 amino acids.
CAUGCUCGUUCAGUAUUCGCGAUUCUCUACUCGCGCUCUAGACGCGGUCUAUAUCGAUAUUAUUAUCAUCGCAUGUUUACUUCCACCGCGAUUUUGUAUUUAAUCAACUCAUCAACACAUUCACUUUUUUUCCAUUCACGCCUAACAGUUUUAUUGUUAAUUUUAUUUAGAACAUUGUUUUCGCAACCAUCAUUUGUCACAUUAAAAUGUAAAGUAAACAAUUGUCAAGAAUAUUACAGAUCUGAGUGAAUACGUUUAAAAACUGACAGGCAAGAUUAAUUUGUCAAGAAGCAAAAAGGCUUGUCGAGCCAAGACAAGGAAACGUAAUCGAACCAAAAAAUUGGUGAAUCAAGGUGAAGAAGAGGAAGGGAAGACAAUGCAGAUGACACAAACGCUUCUUCAGGAACCGGGUUGGAAGUUGGAGAGAAAGGGGUCGUCGCUUUUUUUACGACGUGACAGCUCACACUCAAAAGCAUCACGUGUUUGCUUUAGAUGUGACGUCGAAGUACGGGAAUAUGAAAGAGAUGAGGACUAUGGGAUAGACAUGGAACAGCCGGAAGUGAGUGCUAGUCCACUGGCCAUGUGUGCAAGCUGUCUAGCUGCUCUCUGUGUCACUGUCAUUUUACCUUGGCUUCUCAUCGGUGGCUAAUCUCCAUGUCUCUUGGGAGAUCGUUAAUUGCGUGAAAACAUUUGGGAGUAAUAAUCGAUCAAUCAUUCGUGCUUGAUAUGAAAGACAACGCAUUUAUAAUAGAAUGAAAGAUAUUGAAAAAUAUGAAUGCAUGUGGACUUUUUUUUUAUUGCUUACUUUAAGAGAAAUUACAAUAAAGAUAUUUAUAGGAAAGAAUAAAAUGAACUUAGAGAAUACAAUAAUGUGGAAACAAUUAAAUAAUAAAUUGUAAAAUGAUACUUGGCUUUAGAAAUCUCUAGUUGAUGAAGCUCAGUGAGUGUAUUUGUGUUUAUAUAUGAGUUUGCGGUCCUGCGUUACGAACCGCGAAAUAAAGCGAGAGAAGGUAUUUUUGCGAGAUGAAAUAAAUGAAACUUCAAAGAUGAACUAGAGUAUAAAAGUGGUAGUGAGGAAAGGUACUCAAGCGUGUAGAUAAGAUCCUACCUAUACCAUCUCUCGUGCUUAAGGAAAUUGACAAGUCCUGUUUGAGAAAAAGUCCUUUUAAAUCAUUUUCUUUUUUGUUUAAAUUUCAUUCUUUGUUUAUCACAAUUUUUUAAUAUUCUUUAACCAUUUUUGUAAAAGAAUAAAAAUUUAUCAAUUUGGCAUUUUGAUAUUUUUAUAGCUCACAAUGGUCAUCUAGAAUUAAUAAUAGUUGAAGAGUAAAGUAUUGAAUAUUAGCGAAUUAUAAUGAAUGUAAUAGUAGCUGUCAUAGUAUUUAAAAUUCCAAAAAUCCAUGUUGACAAAAAUUUAAUAAAAUAAUCAUUUUUUUACA